Molecule: messenger RNA, 1701 nt
Organism: Aspergillus melleus
Lineage: Eukaryota; Fungi; Ascomycota; Eurotiomycetes; Eurotiales; Aspergillaceae
Product: alpha-amylase
Exons: 2
Coding region: 1-1701 (566 amino acids)
Biological process (GO): carbohydrate catabolic process
Molecular function (GO): alpha-amylase activity; calcium ion binding
Source: RefSeq, a predicted model, not a curated record
AUGUUCCUCCUGGCACGGUUACCAAGAUGGUUCUGCUUCAUUCUAGCUAUGGGUGUAUUCACCCCAAGCGAAGCAGCAAAUACGAAAGCCUGGAAGUCGCGGACAAUCUACCAGACCAUGACAGACCGGUUCGCGCGCACUGAUGGCUCUACAUCUCACAGCUGCAACACGACACAAGGUCUUUAUUGCGGUGGAACCUGGCGAGGAAUGAUAAACCAACUCGACUAUAUCCAAAACAUGGGUUUCGAUGCUGUUAUGAUCUCACCUAUCGUCAAAAACGUGGAAGGCCGUGUACCCUACGGCGAGGCCUAUCAUGGUUACUGGAUUGAGGACAUGUACACACUGAACUCGCACUUUGGAACCAAACAAGAUCUCCUUGAUCUGAGUAAGGCUCUGCACGAUCGCGGAAUGUACCUCAUGAUGGACACGGUGAUCAACAACAUGGCUUAUAUCAUCAAGGAUGGAGACUCCAUGGCUGAUAUCGAUUACUCGCGUCUCCACCCUUUCAAUGAUGCGAAAUAUUUCCACCCGUACUGCAAGAUCACGGACUAUGAUGAUUACCCACUUGCCCAGAAAUGCUGGACCGGAGACCAAAUCGUGCCACUUCCGGAUCUGAAGACGGAGGACAAGCAGGUACAAGCCAUGCUGCAGGAGUGGAUCAAAGAGACAAUCUCGAACUAUUCGAUCGAUGGGUUGCGUCUAGACGCCGCGAAACAUGUUACUCCGGACUUUCUGCCUGCGUUUCAAGAGGAAGCGGAUACGUUUAUCACGGGGGAGGUGUUCGACAAAUCAGUUAAAAAGAUCUGUGGCUACCAGGACAAGCUAACCAGCCUUCCGAACUAUCCCAUCUAUUAUUCUCUUCUGGACGCUUUCACCCUAGGCAAUACCAGCUCGCUCCCGAACCAGGUAGAAGUGAUGAAGAACAACUGCCCCGAUGUAACCGCAAUGACUUCAUUCUCCGAGAACCAUGACAUUGCUCGAUUCGCCAGUCUCAAAGACGACAUGACACUCGCCAAGAACAUCAUCACCUUCACCCUACUCUUCGACGGCAUCCCCAUGAUCUACCAAGGCCAAGAACAGCACUUCUCGGGCAGCCACGACCCCCAGAACCGCGAAGCCCUCUGGCUCUCCGGCUACGACACCCAAGCGCCCCUAUACAAAGCAAUCACCACGCUAAACCGACUCCGCAAGCACGCCUCCCGCGUCGACCCGGAAUACCUGAAUACCCAGACCUACCCAAUCUACAAGGGUCUCAGCGAGAUGGGAUUCCGCAAGGGCCGCGAAGGACAUCAGGUCGUGAUGUUGCUGUCCACGCAGGGGUCGCAGAGUGGCGAGUACACGGUCCGAAUGAUGAACGGAUACCAGCCGUCUUAUGUGGUCAUUGACGUGUUCACGUGCAAGACGUACACGAUUAAUGAUAUGGGGGAGCUGAGGCUGGAUAUGGACAAGGGGGAGCCGCGCGUGCUUUAUCCGACGAAUCUGAUGUAUGGGAGUGGGUUGUGUGGGUAUGAGAGUGCGAAUGUGUCGUAUCGGGAUUUUGAAAAAAAGAAGCCGAAUGCGUCGGCGUCGGCAUCUGCUUCUUCCUCGUCUUCUUCUGGUUUGACGUCGGGGUCUGGGAUCUCGGUCGUCUUGGACAGUCGCCGAUUCAUUUCAUGGGUUUGGGUGUCAUUGUUUGUCUACCAGGUUUUGUUCGUGGCAUAG